UGUCCCCAUCCUCGCUGUGGUAGACGGUAUCAAGCACGCAUCGGCUUGACACGUCAUCUAGUCAAAUACCACGGAGAAAUUAUUGACGAAGAUGAGGUGCCGUUGAAGCCAAAACCACUGCUAUCCACCGACUCAGCCUCGGAUUUACUUCAAGUGUCUUCCGCUGUUGUCAACACCAAUGACGACCCCCAUUCCCGGUCUCCCGCGUCCUUGUCAGCACCUCCGACAAGCGGGCAGUCAUUCCUGACUGUUUGCUACCCUUUGCGAACCAUAAGGUUGGAUCAACGGUCGUCUCGGUCACUGGAUCGAUCAAAGUCCCAACGCCGAUGCUCCUCCCCUCCACCUUGUUCCUCGACUAGUACUCUGACAUGCCCCCCUUUGUACCUCACACCACAUGUGACAGCUGCUUCACGGUCAGCUCUCCGCAGUCAAACUUCGCCCAGACUUUCCUCUGAAAAACCCGGUACUAAUGGCGUCAGUGGAGGUGGCAAAGUGGCUAUUGUCUCAAUGCAACACUCUCCCCCCACCACGACAGCGUCCACUGCGCAUUUUGACCACCAACAACGCCAAUCUCACCCUCCAUUUCACAUGAGCGUUUACUCGACCGAGCGCUCUGAAUUACCUAGCGUGUCUGGUGGAGCCCUGACUGAGCCUUGGUGCUGUAGCAACAGCGAUAGGACACCACCCUUUGUCAACGUUCCACACUGUUCUUGUUGUUGGCCUGACGACGCCGAGGACUUUGAAAACGAUGCAGAAGAUGAAGACUUCUUGGAGAAGGACUGUAGCAGCGACCUUGGUUUCGACAGUUCCUGUUACUUUUCCAAUCGACCAACCGAUUCUCUACCUUGUCUUCUCCACCCCACAAAUCCCCGUCACUUCCAUUCCCCUUCUUUCUCCCCUCCGCCCUCCUUCCAUCUACUUCCUCGUGGUUCUGCAAUCGACCUCUCAACUGCCGCCAUGACGGAGGAGUGCUCGAGCUGCUGUUGGACAGCAGAUUCUGACUUUUCUGGCUCCAUUGGUGGAGGGCAUUGUGGUCGACAUUCCUCCGAGGACGGCAAAGGCACUGGAGGUGGUGACUUCCGGACUUCCCCGUAUCCCCGAAUCACUCCGUCCCGUCAGAGGAAACAGCGGUUGUCAUCGACUUCCUCGACAAUGCUCCUUUGCCGUCGGAGGUUUUCGAUAACGGGGGAUAAAAAAAUGCGGUGGCGACGUGGUGAUCGUUGUGAACGAAGACGAACAAUGAGUAGUGGUGGAGACAGUAGUGGAGGAAUACUGGCCACGACUGCGACGGACACUACUGAAUCAGCGAAUACUGCACGCUCAUCUAGUGUUGUUUUUGGCGGUGGAGAUAACCCUUCCUCCUUUGCAAGGAGAUCUGAAGAGUUGGUCGCCUGUCCUGUGCAUGAUUGCGGACUUGUGUGUUCUGGAUGUGAAAAUCUCUGUGAACAUUUAAAGGAGUGCCAUCUACCUGAUUCUCUCAACAAACCAGUGCGGUUAGUAUUCGCGUGUCCGGUAAAGGAGUGUCGGGCGUUUUGUGCCAACGAAGCCGCCUUCGAAGCCCACUUCGACGCCCACCUCGAAAGUCGGAACUCCGGCAAGAUUGGGGAAUUAUUUCGCCGUUCAAACACCUUGAAUUGUGAUGAUCCAAUCGAUGUGAAACUUAGGCAACGACAACGGCGUAGCCAUCUAAAGUCGGCCUCUUCCCUCGUAGACCUCAAUAUGGACUUUUUUGACGAUUUGCUCUCAGAGCCCACAUAUCAACGUCCCUCCACCAGUACCACCGCUGAUAAAGUUAGCUGCCCGACACGAACCUCUCCUGCUAAACCUGAUAGUCCUUCUACCCCUGUGACCCUUCUAGACGCAGAGAAUUGGAGUCUUCUACAAGCACUUGAUCUACUUCCUGAUGAUGUCCUCCACGAACUCCUCCAAGAAAAGACCGGUGUCAGCACUAGUGGAGCCACCGUAGGACCGCCUGUCUUGAACCCUGGCGGGAGCGGAAAUACCCCCACACUUCCCAACGGCUCCUUCGGUCUCAUCGGCGGUGACGACAGAAGUAGUGGCGGGCCUAGUAAGCAAACUCCCAUGGUUAUUUCCUGCUCCUCGGCCUCGGACAGUGAAGUCUCGGCAGUGCACUCAGAUGACUGUCAUCAGGGCGCCAAAUGUGGCGGGGGUGGUGUGGUGAAAAGACAGAGGAAUUCCUUUACAUGUCUGGGCUCUCCAACUAGAGACCAGAGCACCCUGUCUCGUGCGCGAUCAACACAGCUGAGGUCAGAAAAUGGGACCCCACCUCCCCAUGCUCAGCCUUCGGCUUCCCAACUCCUCUUCGAUCCCUUGACCGUGUUUCGUGGCAUUCCAACUGGAGACGGUUUUAUUCAAUAUCUGCUUAAAUAUGCCGCCAUUGUCAUCCAUCUUGCCAUCCUCCUCCUCUUCAUCGGCCUAUCCACCGCGACGAUUUGUAAACCGACUGAAACGUCGCAGGCGGACUUUUGGCGGUCGUUUCUUCACUGUUGA
Molecule: messenger RNA, 2511 nt
Organism: Mesocestoides corti
Lineage: Eukaryota; Metazoa; Platyhelminthes; Cestoda; Cyclophyllidea; Mesocestoididae
Source: the annotation of a GenBank genome assembly